AUGGACGACGAGGAGGUCUUCGCCUGCGACGCGGGCAGCGACGACGCCGCCUUCGACGAGGCCGUCGGCGUCCUCGAGGAGAUCCUCGUCGGCGACGACCUCUCGCGGGCGCAGACGGCCUUCUGCCGGGCCCACGCCCACGUCUUCGAGGAGGGCGACGAGAACAAGCACGAGUACCUCGGCCUCUUCCAGGACUACGCGGCGCUCAUGGAGGCCGAGGUCGAGGCGCGGCUCCAGGCGAGCCUCGCGGGCUUCGACCUCCAACACUUCAUGGCGCAGCUCGCGGAGCGACGAGAGGAGAUCACGGGCGACGUCUUCGACCUGCUCCUGGGCCUCAGCGACUUCGCCGAGUUCAAGGAGAUGAUGCUCGCGUACAAGCGCGGCGAGUGCCUCGGCGCGCGCCUCGACAUCAACUUCGACGGCGACGCGGCGGAGCGCAAGUGCCACAAGUAG
This is a messenger RNA of Aureococcus anophagefferens, 453 nucleotides long. RefSeq lists its product as hypothetical. Gene Ontology annotation, cellular component: mitochondrial intermembrane space. NCBI's taxonomy places the organism in Eukaryota, Pelagophyceae, Pelagomonadales, Pelagomonadaceae. The transcript has a single exon. The record is from RefSeq and is a predicted model, not a curated record. Gene Ontology annotation, biological process: positive regulation of tyrosine phosphorylation of STAT protein; maintenance of protein location in nucleus. Bases 1 to 453 code for a protein of 150 amino acids.